AUGUCCAACGAAGAAACUGUGGAAGUUGAUGCCAUUGACCUUGAGGACAUGCUCAAAUGUAACCUCCCAACAUCUCGAGUUAAGAAAAUAUGUCGUUUGGACCCCGAUCUGGGUAUGAUAGCAAGCGAUGCUCUCCUGUUUGUGACAAAAGCUACGGAGCUCUUCGUUACGGAGCUUGCCAAAGCUUCAUAUACUCAGGCAGUACUCGAAAAGAGAAAAACAAUUCAAACGAAGGACAUAGACAAAGCGAUUGCUACAAAACAAAUGUUUGAAUUUCUCGAUGAUGCCCUCACUGACUGGCCAGAAACAGAAUCUUCUCGAACAAAAUCGCAGAGCGCUGUUGUUCAAGAAAGCAUUGCAGAGGAGGAUGACGGCAUCGAAGAGGAUGUUGGCGAAAACGAGGAAGAAGAGUCUGCGGUGGUCGAAGAAACAGAAGAUGCUGAACUCGCCCUGUCCGAAUCAAUGGUCGAUAGCGUUGCUGAUACACCCCAGAUGGAGACAGGAACAUAAGGCUUUACGUAUGAUCUUCUCAGCAUCCUCGACCCGAUUCAUCAUAAUCAACCAACGCGGAGAUUCCGG
Messenger RNA from Cylicocyclus nassatus, 579 nucleotides. The record is from the annotation of a GenBank genome assembly. NCBI's taxonomy places the organism in Eukaryota, Metazoa, Nematoda, Chromadorea, Rhabditida, Strongylidae.